ACCCCUCUUAAAACCAGCUUUUCGAUCUCUCAUUAUUUGUUUCUGCCGACCGUCUAGUCAUGGCGAAGCCCAACGAACACUUCCCAGGGAAGCAGAUCCACCGGGCGUGGUGGAAGGAAUGCUCUGUUUACCAGAUCUACCCGGCCUCGUUCAAGGACUCCAACGAUGACGGAAUCGGUGAUAUUCCCGGUAUCAUUUCCAAGCUGGAUCACAUCAAGCAGCUGGGCGCGGAUAUUGUCUGGUUGUGUCCGUCGUACAAGUCGCCGCAGGUGGAUAUGGGGUACGACAUUUCCGAUUACUACAGCAUCGCGGACGAAUAUGGGACGGUCGCGGAUGUCGAGCGCUUGAUCCAGGGCUGCCACGACCGAGGCAUGAAACUGCUCAUGGACCUGGUCGCCAAUCAUACGAGCGACCAGCAUGAAUGGUUCAAGCAGUCGCGGAGCUCCAAGGACAAUGAAUAUCGUAACUGGUAUAUCUGGAAGCCCCCUCGCUACGAUGAGAAUGGAAACCGACAGCCUCCGAACAACUGGCUAUCUCACUUUCAAGGCAGCGCCUGGGAAUGGGACGAGGGCACCGGCGAAUACUAUCUCCACCUGUAUGCCACCGAACAACCUGACCUGAAUUGGGAACACCCUCCGGUCCGCGAGGCGGUCCACGACAUCAUGCGUUUCUGGCUCGACAAGGGCGCCGACGGAUUCCGUAUGGACGUGGUGAACUUCAUUAGCAAGGACCAGCGCUUCCCUGACGGCCCUGUGACGGAACCGCAGAGCAAGUGGCAAUGGGGUCACAUGUGGUACGCCAAUGGGCCUCGCCUCCAUGAAUAUCUGCAGGGUAUGGGUAAGAUUUUGAAGGAAUACGACGCCUUUAGUGUUGGCGAGAUGCCAUUUGCCAAGGAUAUCGAGGAUGUGCUCAAGGCUGUACGCUUUGAUCGGGGUGAGAUCGGCAUGAUUUUCCAGUUCGACCAUGUCGACAUCGACCACGGCGUCUUCGACAAGUUUGUGCCCGGUUCAUGGAAGCUUACCGACCUCAAGUUCCUGUUCGAGACUUGGCAGAAGUUCAUGUACGCCAACGACGGCUGGAACGCCCUGUACUGGGAGAACCACGACCAGCCGCGGUCCAUCGACAGGUAUACGAACGCCACCGAGGAAAACAGCCUGAUCGCCUCCAAGAUGCUGGCGACGGUCCUUGCCCUGCAGGCCGGCACUCCCUUCAUCUACCAAGGCCAGGAGCUGGGGAUGAGGAACGUGCCCCUUGCAUGGGGGAUGGACGAAUACAAGGACAUUGACUGUCUUAACCACUGGAGGGGUCUUCUGAGAGAUAAACCCGACAACCUUGAAGCGCAAAAGGUCGCCCGACAGGAAUACCAGAAGAAAUCGCGCGACAAUGCCCGCACGCCUAUGCAGUGGUCCUCUGCCCCGAACGCAGGCUGGACCUCCCCCGACGUCAAGCCCUGGAUGUCCGUGAUCCCGAACUACGAGCGUAUCAACGCCGAGGCCCAAGUGUCAGACCCGGACUCGACCUUCAACUACUGGCGGUCCGUGCUCGCCCUGCGCAAGAAGUACCUCGACGUCUUCGUGUACGGCGACUACGUGCUUCUCGACCGGUUCAGCCAGGAGGUCUUCUCGUACACGCGCCAGUACGACAACCAACAGGCGCUGGUGCUCUGUAACUGGACCGACCGCUCGCUGGAGUGGGAUCCUGCGGCUAACGGCGUCAAGGGCGUCGAGGAAGUCUUGCUAAACAGCUACGAGGGGAUUGACGAAGCCGCUAAGCGCUUUACAGGGGCGAAGUGGCCGCUGCGUCCGUAUGAGGCGGUGGUGAUGCUCGUGAAGCCAUAAGAUUGUUGAAUAACUGUCUAUAGCCAGACUAAACCAACUAGACAUUCAUAGAGAUGACGGUUA
This is a messenger RNA of Penicilliopsis zonata CBS 506.65, 1901 nucleotides long. RefSeq lists its product as hypothetical. Bases 60 to 1838 code for a protein of 592 amino acids. The transcript has 3 exons. Gene Ontology annotation, molecular function: alpha-amylase activity. Gene Ontology annotation, biological process: oligosaccharide catabolic process. Lineage: Eukaryota; Fungi; Ascomycota; Eurotiomycetes; Eurotiales; Aspergillaceae. The record is from RefSeq and is a predicted model, not a curated record.